UGUUUAUGUCUGGAGAAGAACAAGGGAAAAAAAUGAGCCCAGAGCAGGUUCACCAGCAGCUGAGGACAAAGUUAAAGCCAAGUGAAUAUGUGACAACUCAACAAAUUCGAUCAUUAUUCUCUAGGCGAGUAAAUUUACUUCUAUAUUUACUGAUACCCAAAGUAUGAAUGAUAUAAAAUUUAAUUUUAUUCUUUUCUUGAGUUUUAAGAUAAAUAUUUUGAAUUUACCUUCAUGCUUCAAGUACAUUUUUUUAGAUGGAGUAAACAAAAAAGAGAAGGAAAGCUAGUUACCAUUUUUUGUGAAGAUGCUAAUCUAACUGAUGACAUGAUUGAUCUGACUGAUGAUGCGAGACAUACAAGUCAAAAUAAAGAUGAUGAUUUAAACAACGAUAUUCAGCUCAUAGCAAAGGAGUUAGCAGCUGAUUUUCAAAUUGGUGAUUGGGUUGCUAUUGAAUAUAAUAUGCAGUGGUAUCCUGCAAUAAUUCAAAGUGUCAAUCGUGACAAUGUUCAUGUUUCUUGUAUGGAAUAUUCUACUACACCUGGAAAAAACUGUUUCAAGUGGCCAACCAAGGAAAAUAUUCUCCAAUAUUUAUAUCUUGACGUUAUUUGUAGGAUUGAUGCACCAACACCAACUAAUCAAAGAGGGGACUAUUCUCUCUCAAUAGACGAUAUGUAUAACAUAAAAAUUCAGAUUGACAGAUAAACUUCUUUAAAACUUUAUUUGGUUUGCUUUCUUAAACAAGUUGUAUUUGAAAAAACGUUUAUCCGAAAUUUACAUAAUUGUUUUAACAAUGAUAUAAACACUUCAAAGUGUGUGAUGUUUGGAUCUUUUUCUCAUUAAAGAAACUUAGAAAAUAACUUUUAUCAAGCGC
This is a messenger RNA of Hydra vulgaris (swiftwater hydra), 871 nucleotides long. The record is from RefSeq and is a predicted model, not a curated record. Lineage: Eukaryota; Metazoa; Cnidaria; Hydrozoa; Anthoathecata; Hydridae.